GCUAAGAAUUACUGUGGAUAGAAUUUCUGAUAGAAGAGUUUGGGGCCUUAAUUAAUCUUGAAACCGACCCAAACCAUUGGAAUCAAUCAUUCUGACUCAUUUCUCCCUCCUCGCUUUCUUUUCUCACGCCAUUCUCUCUUCCUCCUGAGCUUGCAGGAGAAAAUGGCCUGGGUUUCAUGGCUUCCUUCUAUGCUGCUCCUCUUCCCCAUAUUUGCUUCCACAGCAGUAUUCUCCCUACCAGCCUUCUUUCCAAGAGCACCCCUACAAUCUCUUACCCAGAGAGCCCAAACACUGAAAGAUCCCAAGCUCCCCUUCACCACCCACUUCUUCCCUCAGCAGCUUGACCACUUCACCUUCCAGCCGAAGGCGUACAAGGUCUUCUCCCAGAAGUACCUCAUGAACUCAACCUACUGGGAUCAAGGCCCCAACCACACUGCCCCAAUCUUCGUCUACACCGGGAACGAAGGCAAUAUCGAAUGGUUCGCAGAGAACACCGGAUUCAUGCUCGAUAUCGCACCCAAGUUUCAUGCUCUGCUUGUCUUCAUUGAGCAUAGGUUUUAUGGGGAGUCGAUGCCAUUUGGGAAGGAAUCCUACGAAUCCGCAGAGACACUGGGAUAUCUAACUUCGACACAAGCACUGGCAGAUUACGCAGUACUUAUCAGAAGCUUGAAGCAAAACUUAUCCGCAGAGGCAUCUCCAGUUGUGGUUUUUGGUGGCUCCUAUGGUGGAAUGUUGGCAGCAUGGUUCAGGCUAAAAUAUCCCCACAUAGCUAUUGGGGCCUUGGCAUCAUCUGCUCCUAUCCUGGAGUUCGAUACCAUAACCCCAUGGAGUAGUUUCUAUGAUGCUGUUUCCGAGGACUACAAGGAUGAGAGCAUGAACUGCUUUGAGGUAAUCAAAGAAAGCUGGAAUGAGUUGAUGGCAGUGGCAGCUCGGAAAGGAGGGAUGUUGGAACUUAGCAAGACCUUCAGAGCUUGCAAGAGUCUUCAAUCUGUUUAUUCUGUUCAUGAUUGGUUAUGGACGGCAUUUGUAUAUACAGCAAUGGUUGAUUAUCCAACUGCAGCUGAUUUCUUGAUGCCUUUACCUGCUUAUCCCAUUAAAGAGAUGUGCAGGAUUAUCGAUGGAUUCCCGCAAGGGGAAAGCAAACUUACCAAGGUGUUUUCAGCUGCAAACUUGUAUUACAACUAUUCUGGUAAUAAAUCAUGCUUUGAUAUAGAAAAUGGAACUGAUCCUCAUGGUCUCCAUGGAUGGGAUUGGCAGGCAUGCACAGAGAUGGUCAUGCCGAUGACAUGCUCUAAUGAAAGCAUGUUCCCAUCAUCGAGCUAUGAUUAUAAUGAAUUCGGAGAUGAAUGCAUGGCAAAGUAUGGAGUUCGACCAAGACCCCAUUGGAUCACUACAGAAUAUGGUGGCAAUAGAAUUGAUGCAGUACUUAAGAGGUUUGGAAGCAACAUCAUUUUCUCUAAUGGAAUGAGAGAUCCUUGGAGCAGAGGAGGGGUACUCAGAAACAUAUCAUCUAGCAUCAUAGCCCUGGUAACCGAGAAAGGAGCUCAUCAUCUAGAUCUCCGAUUUGCCACAAAAGAUGAUCCAAAAUGGCUUUUAGAGCAAAGGAAACAAGAAAUUGACAUCAUCCAAUCUUGGAUAGAUUAGUAUCAUAUAGAUUUCAAGGAAUGAUCAAUGAUCAUAUAGAUUUCAAGGAAUAUUUAAUGAUUCAAGUGCCAUUGAAGCAUUAAGAUGCAAAUAUUUGAAUAGGACAGAAUACAUGAAAAUUUCUACUUUUUGUAAGUCCUAAAAAGAAUAUACAGGUGAUAUGAGAUUUCAACUGUAAUAAUUUUCCACAGAAACUGGUUACAUGAGAUAUUUCCAGCUUUGAGAUUGAACUGAUUACCAGCAGUCAAAUUUGAUAUAUCAUGCAGGCUACGUUUAA
Phoenix dactylifera (date palm) is the source of this 1921-nucleotide messenger RNA. RefSeq names its product alpha/beta-Hydrolases superfamily protein. The record is from RefSeq and is a predicted model, not a curated record. NCBI's taxonomy places the organism in Eukaryota, Viridiplantae, Streptophyta, Magnoliopsida, Arecales, Arecaceae. Gene Ontology annotation, biological process: proteolysis. Gene Ontology annotation, molecular function: serine-type exopeptidase activity; dipeptidyl-peptidase activity.